Messenger RNA from Ruditapes philippinarum (Manila clam), 1791 nucleotides. Its product is annotated as transient receptor potential cation channel subfamily M member 2-like. Gene Ontology annotation, biological process: calcium ion transmembrane transport. Lineage: Eukaryota; Metazoa; Mollusca; Bivalvia; Venerida; Veneridae. Gene Ontology annotation, molecular function: ligand-gated calcium channel activity. The record is from RefSeq and is a predicted model, not a curated record.
CAGUGUAUAUGUCAUGUCGCCAAAGCGACCACGUAUUUACAACCGGAAAUGGAAUUAAUUAAUUGGUUAUAAAUUUCCAGUUAGUUUCUGUUUGUGAAUCGCGCUGAAAUUACCGCUCUAGAUUCAGAUAUAACUUUGUGAUGGAUGGAGAAAUGACCAGGAAUAUAUGAUAAUGUAUCUUCACAGCAUUUUAUCAGAAUGUUAAGAAAAUUUCCAUGAAUUGGUGAGAAAAAGAACCAGUGUGACAUAAUGGCGGCAAAGGUGGCACCAAAAACACUUCCUCCACUACAGAGAAGACCAAGCAUACAAUAUGAUGAUCAGGCUAUAGAAGUAGAGAAUGUUGGUGGUACACCAUUUAAAUUGGAUGAAGAGACAAAAUGGAUACGUGAUAACAUAAAACGACGAGAAUGUUCAAGUUUUAUACCACCUGCCAACACUCCAGAAGAAGAGAGGAGAAAAGUUAAUUGCCAGUGUGGAUAUGCCUACAACAAACAUAUUCCAAAUUCAGACACAAGACACCUUGAAAAGUGGGUCUACAACAAACAUUCCAUCAAGAAAACAACAAAUGCGUUUGGAGACAUAGAAUUUGAGGGCUAUGGUGGAAAUGUGGGAAAGUAUGUACGGGUAGACGUAGACACAAAGAUGUCGGACAUGUUAGACCUGAUGAUGGAGGUAUGGGGACUUGACAAGCCAAAUCUUCUCAUCUCAGUGACUGGUGGUGCCAAAAACUUUCAAAUGAACAAACGACUCAAGGAGACAUUCAGACGAGGUCUGAUGAAGACUGCUUUAACUACAGGAGCUUGGAUUGUGACAGGAGGGACUCAUGCGGGUGUGAUGAAACACGUAGGUGAAGCUGUUAAAGAUUUCGGUGUGGCAUCAACAUCAAAGAACCCUGUCAUCUCAAUUGGUAUAGCACCGUGGGGCUGUAUACAAAACAAAGAAGUUCUCAUUGAUGAUCAGUGUACAGGACUAUGGCCAGCUAACUACAGAAUUGAGAAUGAACAGAAACCUCACGAGAGUUUUCUGGACCCUAACCAUACACAUUUUAUCCUAGUGGAUAAUGCUACAGAACACAAGUUUGCUAUGGAGAUUGACUUUAGAACAAGACUGGAAAAUAAUAUAGCCAAAAUAAGAACAGACACAGGAGACAAUGCUGUAUCAGUGCCUAUAGUGUUGUUAGUGUUGGAGGGCGGGCCAGGUACGUUGGAGAAUGUACAUCAAGCUAUACAUAAGAACACACCAUCUGUAAUAGUGAAGGGGUCGGGUAGAGCUGCUGAUAUUCUAGCAUACGCUUAUCAGAACUCGAAGGAAGAAGAAAUAGAAGCCACAGACCAGGAAGGAAAGAAACAGAAAAAAGCACGAAGAUUCAUGGACGAUUCCCUGCUGGUAGAAGUUAAAGAGAUGGUGGAAAAAGAGUUUAAAAACGAUGUAGACACACAUGUUGGUCGUAUAAAAGAUUGUCUAGAAAAAUGUGAUCUCAUGUCAGUGUUUGAGCUAGAUAAUAAGUCAGGGGUUAAAGAAAUUGAUGUAGCUAUGUUACAGGCAUUAUUGAAAGCCAAUAAGAAUCAGGUAUUUGAUCAGCUACGUCUUGCCCUCGCCUGGAACAGAAUUGAUGUUGCAAAAAGUGAUAUCUUCACAGAUGACAAAAGAUGGCCGACUGGAAGUUUGGAUGAUGUAAUGUUCUCUGCUAUACAAUUGAACAGGGUUGAUUUUAUUGAACUGUUUCUAGACCAUGGAGUGUCCCUCAAAGAAUUUCUUACAAUGAAAAGACUUCUAUUGUUAUACAAUAAG